Messenger RNA from Capsella rubella, 853 nucleotides. RefSeq names its product putative pre-16S rRNA nuclease. Bases 27 to 743 code for a protein of 238 amino acids. The record is from RefSeq and is a predicted model, not a curated record. Lineage: Eukaryota; Viridiplantae; Streptophyta; Magnoliopsida; Brassicales; Brassicaceae. The transcript is spliced from 5 exons. Gene Ontology annotation, biological process: rRNA 5'-end processing.
GGACUGUUCGUCUUCUUACCAUUGCAAUGUGCUCUCUUCAGUAUUGUUCUCCCAUAUCAAUAUCAUUCAGAACCCAAAAGUACGUACAUACCCCUCUCGUUCAUCGUUUAUCUCCUAUUGGAACCCGUAAUUAUCCUCUAGCGUUGAGGGCAACGACGUCAAUUGACGAAAUCCCUCCUAAUGCCGUUCGCCGGAAAAUAGACCAGAACUGGAGAGGUGGGUUCAGUCUCGGCGUAGAUUUAGGACUAUCUCGAACCGGAAUCGCUAUUAGUAAAGGCUACACUGUUAAACCUCUCACGGUAUUAAAAUCGAGAGGACAAAAGCUCGAGACUAGGCUAUUAGAAAUUGCAGAAGAAGAGGAGGUUGACGAAUUCAUAAUUGGGUUGCCGAGAUCUUCUGAUGGGAAAGAAACGAUUCAGUCCAACAAAAUCCGUUCUGUUGCUGGACGGCUUGCUGUUCAAGCCGCCGAGAGGGGUUGGAGAGUUUAUGUAUUUGAUGAACAUGGAACAACAUCAGAAGCUUCAGACAGAAUGAUUGUAAUGGGACUCAGCAAGAGUGAAAGACAGAGCAGAUCAGAUGCAUACGCUGCUGUGAUAUUGUUGGAGAGGUAUUUCUCUAGGCAAGGUUUAGGAGCUGAGAUUAUACUUCCCAAGAGUUUAGAGCUUCAGGAGAAGAUCAAGAGCGGUGCAUCUGUAGACCCUGAUUUUAACCCGGACAAACUCGAAGAGUAUUACACAUUUUGAUGAUUUUAGUGAUCAGUAUAGAAUUACAACGAUUGUUUAUGAGUUAGUCCACAUGACUGCAAUUUUGUUGAAAUCAAACUAAAAGAUCCAAAUUUUUUUUCGUUUCCUCU